Messenger RNA from Syzygium oleosum, 525 nucleotides. RefSeq names its product 30S ribosomal protein S31, mitochondrial. Gene Ontology annotation, cellular component: plastid; ribosome. The coding region runs from base 50 to 361 and encodes 103 amino acids. NCBI's taxonomy places the organism in Eukaryota, Viridiplantae, Streptophyta, Magnoliopsida, Myrtales, Myrtaceae. Gene Ontology annotation, biological process: plastid translation. The transcript has a single exon. The record is from RefSeq and is a predicted model, not a curated record.
ACUUCUUACGAUUCCCGCAGCAGCUUCGACGGUGCGGGGAGCGUGAAGAAUGGCGAUGAUGCAGUUGUUCGGCGCCGUCGCGAGACGAGCUGCGGUGAUGGCGAAUCGACCGUCCCUGGCUGUUCCGAUCUCUUCGCUGUCGUCUGCUUCGCUUCCUUCCUCCUCGUCGUCGUCGAUCGGAGCUCCUCCGCCGUUCCCGGUCCUGUGCGGGAGGGGGGACAAGAGGACGAAGAAAGGGAAGAGGUUCAAGGGAUCGUACGGGAACGCGAGGCCGAAGAAGGAGAAGAAGAUCGAGCGCAUCAAGGACAAGGUUGAGGUCCCCAGGUCCAGUCCUUGGCCUCUCCCUUUCAAGCUCAUUUGAAAUUCCAUUUCCGCUCUCUCUCUCUUUCUGUGGUUUCGUUCGCGUAGUUGUAGCUGUACUUCUGAUUUACUGAUUGGCAAUGGAUGGAAGCUGUUUUGUGUAAAUUUUUGGUGGAUUUUCAGUUGGUUUUGAGGUUAGAGAAGUUUGAUUUUCUUCGAGGUCAA